Messenger RNA from Schistosoma haematobium, 5980 nucleotides. RefSeq lists its product as uncharacterized. The record is from RefSeq and is a predicted model, not a curated record. The transcript is spliced from 8 exons. Bases 252 to 2897 code for a protein of 881 amino acids. NCBI's taxonomy places the organism in Eukaryota, Metazoa, Platyhelminthes, Trematoda, Strigeidida, Schistosomatidae.
GUAAUAAAUCCUAAAUCAUAACACUUGAAUUUGAUUAUGUCAUAAUGAAAUUGUUAUAUUAAAUAUGCUUGGGACUUAUAAAUCUUAUAAUUUAUUAUGAUUAUUUUCUUUUAACUUCUCUUAUUGUUAAAUAUAUAACAAAUAAAACGAUUAUGACAAUGUUAUAAAACUUGAUUACUUUACAAUUGAUUAUUCAAUCAUUUAAAUUGCAUAAUAAUUAGGCUACAAUUAAACAAAAACAUAAAUAACUGAUGAUUUUUGAAAGUGAAGACAACAGGAAUGCAAAAAGCGAUAAUCCAUCUAGAAAACAUUCAAUUUCAAUUUUAUCGCCUUCAACAUCUUCAAUUGAAUUGACAGGACAUAAUCAAAAUAAUAAUAAUAGUAGCAGUGUUAUUAAUAGAAUGACAAAUCAUUCAAAAUUUGAUAAUUUAUCAUCUGAAUAUAAUCCAAGUCAUAAUAGAUGGUCACCAGAACAUUUUAAUAAUAAUAAUAGUAAUAAAGCAAAUAAUUCAAAUCGGCAUACACCUAAUAAAUAUCUCACAAUCAAUCCAUAUUACAAUAUGGAGGAUUCCAAUGCAUCUUCUUCUAAUGAAACAAAAAUUCAAAUAUUGAAAUCGAUUGAUAAUGAUGGUGUCGGUAGUGGUUUUACUAGUUGUACCAGUGGUAAUAUAGGUCACAUUGGAGUUAUUUCAACUAAUCUUAGUAAUGAUAAUAAUAAUAAUACUAUUGCUACUUCAAUUACCAAUAAUACUCCCAGUAGUAAUAACAAUUUUGAUAUCGAUUGUUUUCAUUAUCCGUUACGUGAAGCAAUGAAUCAGGAUUUAAUUGAUUUACUACGAUCACAAAUAUCAAAAUUAUUAGAGGAAAAUGAAAAGCUUGUGUCACGAAUUGACGAUUAUCGACAAAAGAUAGCAUUUAUUGAACGCGAAAAACGAGAAGCAGCAGUAGAUCCAUCCAAUGAAAUUUUAACAUUACAAACGGAAUUAGGUGAAGCACGAAUGAGAGAAGCAGAACUGACUAUAUCAUUUGAAGAAUUGCAGCACCGUAUAACAGCUAUAGAUCGGCUUAUAGAAACUGAUCCGGAAAUGGAGAACUUUUUUAAUGCUGUUACCAUAUCGCCAACAAGUUUAUCUAUGAAAAAACAAUCUCAGAUACCUAAUUCAAGUCAGAACAGUUCACCUGCAAAAUAUGCCAAUUAUCAAUCGACACAACACAAUUUAUCUGAUAUGGAAGAUCAACGAAUAGUACGCGAAAUUCGUUCAUCCCCAUAUUCAACUGAAGAAAACAAUUCUCAAAAGUUAGCUUCACCAUCAAUCAAUAGAUCUUUGUAUAGUCGUGUAUCUAACAGUAAUAAUAAUAAUAAUAAUAAUAGUUACACUAGUCGAAUUUAUUCUCGUCUUCAAAAUGAGCAAUACAAUAAUAAUUUUAACAAUGAUAUUGAUGGUGAAUUUCCUCGAGGUAUUCAACAAUCAGGGUUGGAUUCACCUCAAAGUGAUAGUGGUUGUAGCCUGGCUAGUCAUACAACAUCUGAUGGUAAAGAUGGAAAAGAAGUAACGAAUGCGUUUGGUCGAGUAACAGUUGGUGCAGAGAAUUAUGAUAAUUCUAAUAAUCGUAUAAAUGUUCGACGAUUAACUCAACCUCAUUAUAACUUUCAAAUUGAAGCAAACAAUCGAACAAUGUCUCCUUCUCGUCGAGACAGAAGUCAUGGUGGUGAUGAAGAUGAAGAUUUUGACACAGAGUCAAAAAAUAAUCGUCCAAAAGGAUUUGUUUCAUUAUUACGUAGAAGUCGUAGUAGUGCUGCUGAUCAUAUUAUGAUGAAUGGAUUUCGAAGUGAACUUAACUCUCCUUGUUCUAAUGACACAAUUAAUCAUAAUCGAGCAUCAAUAGAUACUCCAACACCGACAGAAUCAGGUGCUUCGGGAUCAGAACAAUAUGAAAUAUGUGGGAAUGAGAGAAAACCAGGUGAUCGUUUAAGUCGAUUGAGAGCUUCUCUUAGGCAGUCAUUUGGAUGGCCUUCAUCAAAACCAGAUUUUCGAAUGGAAGCCUUUGCAGCUAGGCAAGGUGAAGCUAGAGCUUUGCUAAAACUCAGAGAGACCAGAAUGGAUGUUCUGAGAGUACAAUCCAGAUGUCAAACAUUACAACGUCAUAUUGAUCGUCUGGAAGCUAUCAAUUCAUUUCGUAUGUCUGAACUUGAAGAUGCUGUAGCUAAUGAUCGUGAACUUCGUCAAGAGAUUAGGAAUUUACAAACUCGAAUCUUUCAAAUAGAAGCCGAGCAUCGAGAGUUUAAAGUUGGCCAACGAAUUAAAGAAAUGGAAUUAAUGAGUAAAUUAGCAGAAUCUAAUAUGCGUCUAUCUCAUGCAGAAAUGUCUAAUCAACAAGCGAUUGUCUGGUCCCAGUUGAAUAAAGCACAUGAAGCGGCAGUUGAUUUAUUGACACCAGCACAUUCUCAAACAUCUUUAAUAUCACCUUGUAUGUUAACAAUUGAAUCACCGUCUACUUCACGAUAUACCAUAGCAAAUAAUAGUAAUAAUAGUAAUAAUAAUAACAAUAACAACUCUGGUUGUAAAGAGGAUGGUAUGGAUACUUGUCGAAACAAGAAUAAUUUUUCAGCAAUUUCACGAUAUGGUGAUUUAAGAAGAGAUGUAAGUGGACGGAAAACAGAUUUAAGCAAAACAACUAUAUUCACAGAGUUUUCCGAUGGACAACACAAUACAAAUUAUGAAAGUAUAAAUGAUAGACGAUUAAUGAGAUCAGAGUCAAAUUCAUCAACUCAACGAAAUCAUCACCAUCAACAUACAUCUAGUAAUCGACGUGAUAAAUCAAUUGACUCUUUAUCAGAAUUACGUUUAAUGCCAGAAAUUAGCAUUAUAGGGAAAUCUUCAGACGUAAAUCGAUAAUUAUCAUCAUAUCAUUCAAUAACACAUUAAAACAACAAUGACAUUCACUGUCUUUAUACAUUACAUAUCUGAUAAAUUCACAUAUCAAAAUAGCUCUUAUAAACCUCUUAGAUAUAAAUUGCUUCAAUAUACAUACAUAUAGAUAUAAUAUCUGUGUAUAUCGCUGUUUACAAGUGUAUUGUGUAUUCAAUGUUUUAUACCGAUCUAUCACUCAAUAUUAAGUACUUUUUACAUCACUCAUCCUUUCCUAAGCACUUAACAUCUACACUCUUCUCACAGAAACAAAACAAAACAACACAACCACUAAUAAGCAAAUGAAUAUAUAUAUACAUAUAUAUUAUGAACCAGUGUUUUCAAGUAGUUACCUUUCCUGAAACUUUGUUGUUUCUUAUCUCUUUUUUUCUUUUCUUUAUACUCUCUUGUAGUCAUCAUUUGUACUACCCUUUUUCAUUGUUGUGUUCAAAGAAAAAAAAGACAUAUACAGUUUGAUUUUUAGUAACGUAUGAUGAUUCCUUUUGUUUUCUUUCAAUAACUACACUUAUUAUUAUUAUUAUUAUUAUUGAAGAUAUUUCAUUUUGGCACUAUUCAUAUUCAUAAUAUUUAUUCUUAACUAUUUUUAUUGACUUGAUUUUAUUCCUUUUUCUUGUUUCUUUAUUGUUUAUGUUUUUUUCUCUUCAUGAUAUUGUCGAUAAAACAGUUUUUGGUCAUUAUACUUUCAUUGGUUUAAUUAAUGGCUGUGCAAUUAUUAUUAUUAUUAUUAUAUAUAUUACUAUUAUUAUCAUUAUUAUUAUUAUCAAAGUUACUAUUAUGAUUGCUAUUUUAGAGUAAAAAUUUUUUUUUGAUUUACUGGGAUUUUCUAUCUGUUUUAUCUUUUUCCCUUUCUCUCACUCUCUUUAAUAAACAUGCUUAUUAUUAUUCAUUUAAUCAAUAAUUUAUUACAUCUUGGUGAUGAUAAUGAUAAUUAGUUUUCAUGGGAAUUAUUUUGUAAGUGGAACUGUUUACUAUUGAAAGUCAUGAAAUGAUUUUUUUAUAUAGAGAAUAAUAGAUAAGUCCGAUGUUAGCGUUUAUUAUCUAAAGUUUAUGGGAAUGUUAAACAGAAGCAAUGAAAUUUAUAUUCGAUUUUAAUCAAGGAUAUACCUUUGAGAUCAUGGACAUGUUUCUUAACUAGUUUAAAAAUUCAUAUUUUUAGUCUCAUGUUGACUCCCAGACUCUUUCUACUUAGUACAUAAAUCAAUAUUAAGUACAGGUUGAAUUAACAGCCGAAGCACUCAACUCCAAUCCCAAUUUAUGAUUCUGAAGAACAUAUGAAACUCAAAACAACUGUCAACCAAUAUCAAAAUCAGAACCUUUGAUACGAACGCCAAGAAAGUUCUGCUAUACGGAGCUGAAACGCGGAUAUCUACUACAACCAUCAUCAAGAAGUACACGUAUUUAUAAACAGUUGUCUACGCAAGAUACUUAGUGUCCGUUGUCCGGAUACCAUCAGCAACAGCCUACUAUGGGAGAUAACAAACUAGUUUUUAGCUGAGGAGGAAAUUAGGAAAAGAUGAUGGAAGUGGAUAGGACACAUAUUGAGGAAAUCGUCAAGCUGCAUCAGGAGUCAAGCGCUUACUUGGAAUCCUCAAGGGAAACGAAAAAUAGGAAGUUCAAAGAACACACUGUACAGAGAAUUGAAAGCAAACAUUAAAAGAGUGAAUAGCAACUGAAAAGAACUGGAAAGGAUUGUCUAAAACAGAAUUCGAUGGAAAAUGCUAGUGAGCGGCCUAUGCUCUUCCACGAGGGGUAACAGACGUAAGUGAAUAAGUAAAAUGAAUAAUUCAACUGAAUUAUAAGUUGAAAUAUCAUUUUAUCUACAAAUUUAACAAUGAUAAAUGCUUUUUUGAAGUAAUGUCAAACUUUAUUUCUGAUGAUACACUAUGUAGCUGUGAGUUCAAGAAUCUAAAUUUCUUUUCACUUAAUUCAGUUACAACAAUUGAAUAUGAAUUGAAAUCAUGUCAGCCAACUUAUAUUCAGUUACUGUCUCAAAGAAUUAUUAUUAUUAUUUAUUAGAAAAUAUCAACAUCAAUUUUUGUUUGUGUAAUUGUGAAUAAAAUCACUAACCUUCAGUACUCAAAGAGUUUGCAUCUAAUUCUUGAUCCGAUUUCAAAUUGUAUAUCUGAACGAACAUUUUUAAUCAUAAAAAUAAAAUAAAUUUUGAGUUAUUUACUUUUUUUACAUUUCAAGGUGUAUAACUAUACUAUUAAUUAUAAUAAAUUGUAUCUAUGGCUUGAAUACAUGAUUUACACUCUUCAAAGUUAGAUUGAGGAAUUCUUUCUUUUUUUUAAACAUAUAGGUUAUAGCUAAUUAUGAAUGUGUGUCAUUCUAUCUUGGCUGAAUUUAUCAAGUUCCCAGUGGUAAUCCUUUUACUCAUACCUCUCCUUCCAAAUGCUAGUGAGUUAUCUACUAAACUACUAAGCUUAGAUAGUCACUACCAUUUUCAAUAUCAACAACGAGAUGAUACAAAAACUUACUAUUUCUCUUGUUUACUGGUUCAUUGUUAUUUUAAUACAGAUUAUUACCAAAUCCAGUGAUGCAUCAUGCCAAUUUUUGUCAAAGAAAUUGUUCCCUCUAUUCACCUUCUUAAAUUAUUGAACUAUAUCAGUGAAUAUUUUUGUGUGGAGACAGUAGUUUAGUUACCUCUUCAACACAGAACUACAAGUGAUACUUCAAAGUCCUAGUGAUUAUGAUGAAACAAAAUUAUUUCCAAUCAAACAAUUACCAGCUAGUCAUGGACACACACCAAAAUUUGUCUAACGAUGAAGACCAAUAUUUAAAGAUAAAAAAAUCUUAUUUUUAUCAAUACAGUGCUGAGGUGAUUAUCGAGUCGAGGAGUCUCAUACUAGGACGAAACAGACACCCAGUGUAUCUACGUUUUCAAUGGUGGUUCAACAUUGACCGGUUCAUGAUCUCAAUAAAAUCUGAUCUUUAUGUAUACGAUAAAAUGCUUCCUCUACUCUACACUGAUAUAUAUAACUUGUAACCAAACUACAGUCUUUGGGUACAUACACUUGUAUAACGUUUUCGAUAAUUAUUAUCACUAUUAU